This is a messenger RNA of Closterium sp. Naga37s-1, 2118 nucleotides long. The record is from the annotation of a GenBank genome assembly. Lineage: Eukaryota; Viridiplantae; Streptophyta; Zygnematophyceae; Desmidiales; Closteriaceae.
AUGCCCGCAAUUAUCGGGAUUGCAGCGGGGGGCGCCAUUGUGCUGCUGCUGGUAGCCAUUGCGAUUGGGCUUGCAGUGUGCAAGCCUCGCAAGACCGUGAUUCGCCACGUGCGCGCUACACCACCUCCUCUGCCAGUUGUGUACAAAGGCGCACCUCCCCCCAUGAUUCCCUACCCGGGAGGCCCCCCACCGCCCCAGGGCAUGGGGGGAGCUGCUAUGGCGGGGGGAGCAGCCAUGGGGGCAAUGGCAGGGGGAAUGGGCGCGAUGGGGGGGAUGGGGGGCGGACAGAUGGGCGGAGGGGGGCAGAUGAUGGGGGGAGGGGGACCAAUGGCAUCAGGUCCGAACGUCCCUCCUUGGUCUGCAGGCGCCAUGGGGGGAGCGGGGGCAGCGGGGGGGAUGGGCGCAAUGGGGGGAGGCGGGGGGAUGGGGUCAGGGCACAUGGGGGGAGGCGGGGGGAUGGGCUCAGGGCACAUGGGGGGGAGGGUGGCGGGGCAGGCAAGUCAGGGCAGCUCGGCCGGGUCUGUUGCGAAACAGGCGCUGCUUCAGGUAUUCCGGGAGUAUUCACUCCCAGAGAUGGAGCAGGCUACGUGCAGCUGGGCGGAGAGCAGGCAGAUUGGCAGCGGCAGCUUUGGGGAUGUGUAUCGGGGGUUCAACCCAUAUAACCCCGAGGAGACCUGGGCGGUUAAGCGGUCGAGGAUUAUCACCCAAGACUUUCAGCGGGAGGUGAAGGAGAUGGCAUCCAAGCACCACCCAGCGUUGGUGCGACUGCACGGAUACUGCAUUGACUUCGAAGCCACAGGUCCUUCCUCCCCCAGUACUCUCGUCUGCCUCUAUUUUCGCCCAUCAACCCUUUCCUUUCCUCCCCUGUCUGUCUCCCACCAGGUGAAGGAGAUGGCAUCCAAGCACCACCCAGCGUUGGUGCGACUACUCGGAUACUGCAUAGACUUCAACCCCACCACUCAGAACAUGGAGCAGAUUCUGGUGUACGAGUUUGUGGAUAAUUGCGACCUUGAGAAGUGGCUCAGCCAAGGAGUGGCGGAGUGGCUGCAGUACCUACACAGUGUCCCCCAUACCACCUGCGCUCAACCAUCCCCCCUCGCAGACACACCUCGCCCGCUGACUGCCAAGGAGCGAGUGAAGCUUCCUCUUCCCCACCCAUCCCUCGCCCUCCUCCUGUCCCCUCGCAGACACAACUCGCCCGCUGAGUGCCAAGGAGCGAGUGCACGUGAUGAUCGGCGUGGCAGAUGGGCUGCAGUACCUGCUGACACCCCCUUCCCUCUCUGUCUUCCCCCUCCUUCCCUCUGUCUGUCCCUCCUAUCAGACACACCAAGGCCGCUCACGGAAAAGGAGAGAGUGCACGUGAUGAUCGGCGUGGCGGAGGGGCUUCAGUACCUUCACAGCUCUCCCCAUGCCACCUCAUGCAUCACCAUCUACACACCAAGGCCGCUGACAGCAAAGGAGCGAGUGCACGUGAUGAUCGGCGUGGCAGAGGGGCUGCAAUACCUGCACAGCUUUGGCAUCGUGCAUCGCGACAUCAAGCCCGCCAACAUCCUGCUUGAUUCCAAGAUGAAUGCCAAGGUGGCUGAUUUCGGGCUGGUGCGGCUGGGAGAAGGAACAUCAGCUACAAUGGCGUCGACAAGAGUGAUGGGCACACCGGGCUAUGUUGACCCUGCUUAUUACAAGUCACAGAAGGCCACUCCUGCUGCUGAUGUGCACAGCUUUGGCGUGGUGCUGCUAACAGUGAUCACGGCUCGCCGCGCAAUCUAUGAAGUGGGGGACAAGCAGGUCAACAUCAAAGACUGGGCCGCUCCGCUUGCCGACGCGUGCAACGCGCAGGCCUUCCGGGACCCGCGCCUGGAAGCGCCCGACGAUCUCGUGCUGCGCCUCGCGCGGCUCGCCAUCGACUGCACCAAGGUGCCCGUCGCGUCGCGGCCGUCCAUGGCGCGCGUUCUCGCAGAACUCAUGGAUAUGAAGGAGGCGUUCUUCGGGCCGGAGACCGACAAGGUGGUUUCGAGCAUCGAUAGGGAGAUAGACGAUUCGAAUAGUCUGGGAAGCCUGACGAUGGAGUUGAAAAAGGCGGAGCAGCUUGGAGCGGGCAGUGGGAGUGGAGGAUUUUAG